Messenger RNA from Anas platyrhynchos (mallard), 1911 nucleotides. RefSeq names its product oxidative stress-responsive serine-rich protein 1. Gene Ontology annotation, biological process: cellular response to hydrogen peroxide. The record is from RefSeq and is a predicted model, not a curated record. Lineage: Eukaryota; Metazoa; Chordata; Aves; Anseriformes; Anatidae.
GCGGCCGGACCGGGACCGGGACCGGGGCCGGGACCGGGACCGGGGCCGCCUCACGGAGCCGGGCGGGGCCCCACGGGACGGGCUCCCGGCGCAUGGCCCGGCCCCCCCAUGGCAGCCAAGGAGGAGGAGGAGGAGAGCCUGCAGCUGGCCUUCAAAAAGCUGCGGGUGGACGCGGCGGGAUGUAUUGCAGCUCUGUCUGUGGGCGACGGGACGAUUCUCAGGACACCGAUAAGAACAGCAGUGGAUGGAGCCAAACAACAGUCUGUUUGCUCCAAGGAAGCAUGGCAUGGGUGUGUGAGAAAGCCUUCGAGAGGGUCGGCGAGAGUUCCACGUCGCAGACGUUCCAAGUCCCCUGUCCUGCAUCCCCCCAAGUUUACAUACUGCAACGUGAAAGCCAGCGGCCAGCUGAAACACAAAACCCAGUCAGACGUGUCAAAGAGUAACGUCACUCCAGACGUUUUUGUUCCAGCAGAACACGGUACAAAGGACAGGCAUGAUUCUCACUUUGAGGCCAGUGAUGACAGAAGAGCCAGAACUGAACCUCUGGAAGCUUCCACCACUCAAGAGCCUUUGGGGAAGUCGAGGGAGAGUUGCCUCGGUCUCUCCUCGUCCUUCGAGACUAGCUUGCACUCAAGCCAAACCUCAGAUUUCCAGUCCUUAUCCAUGCUUAGCAAUGGCAAGCAGUGCCCUUGUACGGACAAGAAGUGCCAGUGCAGGCAGUGGCGCUCCAUGGAGGUGUACUCUUUCUCUGGUUUACGGAGCGUCCUGUCUGAGUGUGAGAAGGCAGUCCUGGGAGCACGCGCCCGCUCGCGUCAGAACAGGUCCCCGUGUGGAGCGGCCGCAUCGGGUUCUCCCAGGUCGUGUUCUGAGCAAGCUCGAGCCUUUGUGGAUGAUGUGACUAUUGAAGAUCUUUCAGGCUACAUGGAAUACUACUUAUAUAUUCCUAAGAAGAUGUCCCACAUGGCAGAAAUGAUGUACACUUGACUGAAAGCAAUAGAGAACCAUGAUUCAGAGUUCGGAGCGAUGGUUGGGUUAAUAGCCUUGUCAGUGCCAUGUUUUUGCUGUUGUGUGUUUGAUCAAAUGUUUCUUUGCAUCAUACAGUUUAGUUUUCUAAUAAAAUAAAAAAUGGAAUAUAGUUUCUGAGCUUAGUUCUAAAAAGAAUGCACUAAGGUCUCUAAAUACCUUAACAAAAGCACUGUAGAUCAAACAAACUCCAUUUGUUUUUUGGUUUGUGCUGUGGAUAUUCAAGCUCUGUACUCUGUUCUCACUGUGUCUUUGGAAAAGAACCUUUUAGGUUUUGUUCUGAAAUUUUGCAGUGUUUGGAAAGUUCAUUCUUAACAUGUCCCAAUACGUAGCGAAAUGUUUCAUGGCUACAGCUCUGUCCUCCUCAUCCUGCUCUAGGAAGAAGAAUGAGAAGGCAUUCAGUGUUUUGGAUAGGAUGCAUCACCUUUCCUCGAACGCUGCCUGGCUCCUUUUUAGUUGGAUCAAUUGGGAGUGCUUCCUCCUCUCAGAUUUGGGGGGAGGUCUGGAGUGUGUGGGUGUGUGCUUGGACCCUUUUGUAAUCUAACUAGCUCACUCUUAAGCAGUUCUAUUUUUCUGCAGAUAAGUGAAGCUCUCAGAAGCAAAGAUAUAUUUUGUUAUUUGUGCUUUACAGAUGGAAUGAUUUAAGGGAGAGCAAAGCAGGCUAACAGUUUCUUGGGGCGUGCUGUCUCAGACGUGGAGAUUGUGGAGCCAUCUAUACACAGUUUGUGCAUGUUUGAUACACAAAGCAGUUUGGAGCUGGGAUAAGCAAGGAUUGUGUAUCAUACAGGCUUUGUGGUGUAGAGCUAUAACAUUCCAUCUGGUUGAAAAUACUGAAAUAAAAAGAAAAUUGUUGCUGAGACUUGCAUUAAUAAAUGUUUGUCAAAACCC